Molecule: messenger RNA, 575 nt
Organism: Lingula anatina
Lineage: Eukaryota; Metazoa; Brachiopoda; Lingulata; Lingulida; Lingulidae
Product: rho GTPase-activating protein 26
Biological process (GO): signal transduction
Cellular component (GO): cytoplasm
Molecular function (GO): protein binding; GTPase activator activity
Source: RefSeq, a predicted model, not a curated record
CUCAGUCCUUGCAAGAGUUUGGCAAGCUGAUUGCAUCCAUCGAAGACGAGAGGGAUAAAAUGGAGGGCAAGAAAAAGUUUGACAAGCAAACAAGAGCUUUUUGCCAGUCCUUGGAGAAGUUUCUGAAUUUAAAGACGAAAGCCACUGACAAUGUGUUACAAGAGGCUGAUGCAGCUCUGCAGAUGGAGAGGAAGCACUUUCAGCAAGCCUCUAUGGAAUAUGUGUUGAUGCUGCAGGAAGUACAGGAAAGAAAAAAGUUUGAAUUCAUUGAAAUAUUACUGGGUUUUAUGUAUGCCUGGCUGACAUUUUAUCAUCAAGGGCAUGAAGUAGCUCAGGAGUUUAAACCAUACAUGACAGAGUUACAAGUAAAACUACAGAAGACUCGUGACAACUACGAGACAACAAGGACAGAAGCUGAGACGCUAAUGAACAAAAUGUUGGAGAAACCAAACAUAGAGCCAACCACCAACAAGAACUACACAAGACAGGGGUACCUUUUCUUAAUGGAAAAGAGUAGGUGUUUUGUGUUUAUUUGUUAUGAUCUAGAUUAUAAAGACAUGAGAUUUUUCUACUAA